Messenger RNA from Penaeus monodon (black tiger shrimp), 2925 nucleotides. RefSeq names its product neuronal acetylcholine receptor subunit alpha-10-like. Gene Ontology annotation, molecular function: acetylcholine-gated monoatomic cation-selective channel activity; transmembrane signaling receptor activity. Gene Ontology annotation, biological process: nervous system process; regulation of membrane potential; chemical synaptic transmission. Lineage: Eukaryota; Metazoa; Arthropoda; Malacostraca; Decapoda; Penaeidae. The record is from RefSeq and is a predicted model, not a curated record. Gene Ontology annotation, cellular component: postsynaptic membrane; synapse; neuron projection.
AUGGACAGUUGAUUAGAUUUAUCCGAUAAAUUUUGACAGCUGACAGAAAUGAGGGAUUCAAAGAAGUUAUCAAUAAUGAUCGUCAAAAAUGUAAUUGAGGAGAUAACUUAAUUGGCUGUUGAUAGAUCACGUUGGAAAUGGGCAUACGGAGAUGGAACGGUGAGGUGGUGGCAGACCGCGGGCAGGGAGCGGUGAGCUGGUGUUGGCAGACGCAGCUGGAACGAGCAGCUCCGGGACUGCCUCGCUCAGUCGGCCUCUGACCCGUGUCUCGCGCGAACGCAACAGCUCUCCCGAAGUCUACGGGAUCUCCCCGCCGGAUUUCGAUACCUCCGUUCUCGGGCGCGCAAGAUUUUCGUUCGAUAUUUUUCUUUUUAUGUUUUCAUUUCUGUAUUUAUCAAUUCAUGAAAAAUGUAUAAGUAAAGGCAUAUGGUAGAUAUUCCGAUGAAAUGCAGACACUAUCCAUUAUUAAAAUCAUAUAAACCAUUCAACACUAGUUUCUCGCACCCCUAAUCAUUUCCAAGGAAAGUGUAGUGAAGGAAGAGAAAAUGAGCAUCCUUCCGGGCUGAAAACCCCCCACGGCGCCGCACACGCAUGCCGUUGCCUGAGGAAAUAUGCUGCCACGAAAUGACACCAUGUCCAGCUUGAAGAGCCACGUGGAGCGAGCCAGAACAGCUUCACUCUCCAUGUUAGACCUAACAUAGACCGAAUCAUAGUUCCAUACUUAUUCUCAUAAACGGUAGUUAUCGGGAAACAAGGAAUAAAGAGAAGCAAAAGAAAGGAAAAAGAUCAGAGAAAGAGGAAGAAAAUAAAAAUAAUGAUAACAAUACCUCCCAGGUGCUAAGAGAAACCUUCAAAUAGCGAAUGAAUCACGGUUGAUCUUUCGGCCACAAACAAACACAACAAAACGCUACCACAACGACGACUUCCCAGGCAGAUUUCCAUGCUAGAAGAUCACCUGUUGUAGGCGGCACGCGAAGACUUCAACUGCACUAUCAAGAAUAUAUUUAAUUGGCAUGGUGUGGCGGCGUUCGCAGGAGUUAAGAUGACGCCUGGCCUCCUGACGAUGCUCAUUUGUCUGGCUGCCGCAGUGUCUCCCAGUGGCGCAGACGAGGCGGAGUACCGUCUCACUCGAUAUCUCAUGAGCAACUACGACAAAUCAGUGAGACCGUCUUUCAAGGCAGCUGACGCCCUCAACAUCACCUUUGGCCUCGCGCUCACACAAAUCAUCGAUGUGGACGAGAGAAACCAAAUUCUCACCACAAAUUGUUGGCUCAAUCAGAUGUGGCUCGACUACAGCCUUCAGUGGAAUGCCUCGGACUUUGGAAACAUCCGCGUCAUCCGCCUCCCCGCCGAGAAACUGUGGAAACCGGACAUCAUCCUUUAUAACAACGCUGACAGCCAGUACAACACCGCUAUCCUCAGCACCAACAUUAUCGUGACCUCGGACGGGAACGUAACCUGGCUCUCGUCGGCGAUCUUCAAGUCGUCCUGCUCGAUCAACGUCGAAUUCUUCCCCUUCGACGAGCAGAAGUGCGUCAUGAAGUUCGCCUCGUGGACGUAUGAUGGAUUUCAGGUGAAUUUGGUGAUCCAGACGGAGGAGGGCGACCUGAGCAACUACGUGACCAACGGCGAGUGGGACUUGAUCGACAUGAUCGUGGAGCGGAAUGUGGUCUACUACUCCUGCUGCGAGGCUCCCUACCCGGACAUCACGUACCAUAUCAUCCUGAGACGCCGCCCGCUAUUCUACGUGUUCAACCUGAUCCUGCCGUGCGUGCUUAUCACCGGCAUCGCCCUAAUGAGUUUCUACAUGCCUAGCGACUCCGGAGAGAAGGUCACGCUGGGUAUCACGACGCUGCUGUCCAUGACUGUGUUCCUCAUGGUGAUUGGCGAAUCCAUGCCACCCACGUCGGAGAAGCUGCCGCUGAUUGGCCUGUACUACGGCGUCACCAUCUCGCUGGUGAGCUUCGCCACGGGGCUGUCGGUCGUCACCCUCAACAUCCACCACCGGGGAAUGCGCGGGCGGGAGGUGCCGGCGUUCGUGAAGAAGGUCGUGUUCAGCUACAUGGCCAAGAUGAUGUGCAUCCGCCUGGACAUCCCCGAUCCCAUGGGAGGCCAGGGUCACAAGUUCGCCUCCAACCUCAAUCAUCAUAGCGAGGGCGUGUUCCGCGAGGGCGCCGGCCAGCUGGAGAUGAGCGAGAGGCUGCUCGACCCCGAAGUCAAGUGCGAGAACGGCGGCAUCCCCCCCACCAGAGUGACCGGCGGUCUCCACGGCCAGCACGCCUGCCCCUCGACCCACCCUUGCCUGGACACUUUUGAGCGACACUUCCUCCGCGUGCUGAACAAAGUGUACCAAACCAUCGAGAAGAACGAAAUACGACUGGCGGAGCAGGACCGUCGAGACACCAUCAAGCUCGAGUGGCAACAGGUGGCGCUGGUUGUGGACAGAUUUCUCCUCUGGAUUUUCAUUAUAGCUACCAUAAGCACCACUUUCGGGAUCAUGUAUAUGUCCCCCCACACCAAGCUCUUUACCAUGUGAGGGAAAAGUAAGCGGCUGCCUCUCGGGAAGAGAGGGAGGGAAGAGGAACAGAAAGAGGCAGAGAAACAAAAACCAAAGAGGAGGAGGAAGAGAUAGGGAGGGGGAAGAAGAAGAAAAGGAGGAUUGGUAAAAAGGAAAAAGUGGAAGGAGACGGAGGACAAGAAAACGAAGAAGAUAGGGGGUAAAGGAAGAGGAAAAGCAGAAGAAAAGAAUCUACUGAAAUGAAACAGAGGAAGAUGACGAAUGAAAAGAUUGAGAUUUUCGCCCGAGACACAGGCGCCAGCGUCUCGGGAGCCUUCGAAUAAGUGCCGCAAGUCUAGAGCAUCGCCCUUUCGUUGUUUAGGCCAAUUCAAGUUUUCUGCUUGAAUAUAUAUGCACACACACACACA